AUGGCUGAGUUCGCCAAUCACACUAACGGCUCCGGCCUCGGCUCCAUCCCUGGCCCGUCGUUUGACACUCAGCUCCUGGAAACCUUCAUCCCAGGCUACGGGCUGGCCUCGCGCAUUCUCGCUACAUAUUUUCACCUGGACCUCAGCAGCUACAUCCCCGCGCUGAUCGCCGGCGGAAUUGUCUUCGCCGUCGUCAAAUACCUCUACCACUGGCUCUACGGCUUCUUCACAGACCACUUCAUUUCCACUGCGGAAAUCCGCCUCGACGAUGAAAUCUACACAUACCUCAUGUUCUGGAUGGCGCGGCAGUCGUUCACGAACCGCACGACCAGAUUCGUCGCAGGGACGAAGCUAAGUGGCCCGAAUCGGUAUUAUUACGACUCAGACGACGAGUCUGGUUCUGAGGCCGAAGACGAAGAGGAAGAUGGAGAGAGCUUCGACGAUUACUGGUCGCGCACGAUCAACCGCGACAAGUAUAAGAAGUUGCGCUUUACGCCGUCGCAGGGCACGCAUUACUUCCGGUACAAAGGCCAAUAUAUUGCCUUUUCGCGGGAGCGUGAGGACACUGGCAAGAAGUCCCCGUUUGCCAGCAUCAUCCCGGAACGUCUUUACUUGUCUUGCGUGGGUCGCAAUCCCACUGUGAUCAGGGACCUUUUGACUGAAGCGCAGCGCGCGUAUGUCGCUCGAGACGGCACCCGCACGGUUAUCUACCGCGGGCAGAAGGGUUCUGGGGAUUGGUUCGACUGGGUGCGGUGCAUGGCUCGUCCGCCUCGUGCGCUGAGCACGGUUAUUCUCGACGCAGAGCAGAAGGACGCGUUUAUCGCUGAUAUUAAGGAUUACUUGCAUCCGAAGACGCGGCGCUGGUAUUCGAACCGUGGGAUUCCGUAUCGUCGGGGUUAUUUGUUGCAUGGGCCUCCUGGUACUGGAAAGACUAGUCUUUGUUUCGCUGCUUCCGGUCUGCUUGGACUACCGCUUUACCUGCUGAAUCUGAACUCGAAGAGUCUCGAUGAGGAUAGUCUUAUGAGUUUGUUCUCGGAGUUGCCGCGCCGGUGUAUUGUUCUUCUGGAGGAUGUCGAUAGCGCUGGUAUCACCAAGAAGCGUGAAGAGGACAAUACCUCCAGCAAGAGCAACAGCAACAGCAGCAACGACAACGACAACGACAAUGACGAUUCUAUAAACACGGAUGACGACGAAAAAUCCGCCGGCCUCUCCCUCUCCGGACUCCUCAAUGUCAUCGACGGCGUCGCAGCAAGCGAGGGCCGCAUUCUGGUCAUGACAACCAACCACGCCGAGAAACUCGACCCGGCCCUCCUCCGCCCCGGCCGUGUCGACAUGACAGUGACAUUCGGAUACACCUCCAAAGCCGACAUCGAGGAACUCUUCUCCGCGAUCUACUCCACUCUCGAGGGUGACACCGGUACCAUGAAGCAGCGCCAGCAGCAAGAUGAGAAGAGGAAGCAAGAGCUGGCCAAUGGCAAUGGUGCUGCUGUUGUUGCUCACGAGAAGAACAAGGCUGAGAUGGAUGCUCAUCGCGUGGCGAGAUUGGCUGCGGAGUUUGCCUCGAGGGUCCCCGAGGGAGAGUUCACGGCUGCUGAGAUCCAGGGGUAUUUGUUGAAUCACAAGCAUGCGCCGAUGGAUGCUAUUGAGGGAGCUGGAGAGUGGGCGGAGGGUGUGCUGAAGAAGAGGAAGGCAUAA
Molecule: messenger RNA, 1695 nt
Organism: Aspergillus chevalieri
Lineage: Eukaryota; Fungi; Ascomycota; Eurotiomycetes; Eurotiales; Aspergillaceae
Product: BCS1 and AAA domain-containing protein
Exons: 1
Coding region: 1-1695 (564 amino acids)
Biological process (GO): protein insertion into mitochondrial inner membrane from matrix; mitochondrial respiratory chain complex III assembly
Cellular component (GO): mitochondrial inner membrane
Molecular function (GO): ATP hydrolysis activity; ATP binding
Source: RefSeq, a predicted model, not a curated record